AUGAUCUAGAAACUAUAAAUUAUAUUUCUCAGCUCGCCAACACUAGUGCGAGCUAGCUAGCUUUGAUUUUACAUUCGACUAAAUUCAUGAUGAUGUCGCUCAAUUAUAUGCAAGCAACGAGCUGUGUGAGAAUGCUAGUGAUUUUGGCAUUGGCUUUGUUGCCGUUGCUUUCACGAGCGCUGGACAUGGGUCAGGUGAGGCAAUUAGCAGUUCGCUAUAACGUGACAGCAAUCCUUGUUUUUGGAGAUUCGAGCGUCGAUCCCGGCAAUAACAACAUUCUUCAAACUACCAUGAAGGGCAACUUCGCACCCUACGGGAGGGACUUCUUUAAUGGCCGUCCGACAGGAAGGUUUUGUAAUGGAAGACUCGCCACGGACUUCAUUGCGGAGGCCAUUGGCUUCACAAAACAAGUUCCAGCCUUUCUUGAUCCGAAUUUAAAGCCAACAGAUCUGCUACAUGGUGUCAGUUUUGCAUCAGCUGCUUCAGGUUACGAUGACCUUACUGCCAAUCUUUCGAAUGUAUUGCCCGUUUCCAAGCAGCUGGAGUAUUUUAUGCAUUACAUGAUCCAUCUGAGAAAGUUGGUGGGUGAGAAGAAGGCAAAUGAUAUUAUCAGACGUGCUGUGUUUGUUAUAAGUAUGGGCACAAAUGACUUUCUCCAGAACUACUACUUGGAAUUAGUCCGCCCUAAGCAAUUCACUGUGCAACAGUACCAGGAUUUCUUGGUCUCAUCCAUGUCUCGUGACAUUGAGUUAAUGCACGGAGUAGGAGCCAAAAGACUGGUUGUUGUAGGGGUACCGCCUAUUGGAUGCAUGCCACUUGUGAGGACAAUGAUGGGCCAGACAACAUGUGUGGAGAGUUAUAACAAAGUAGUCGUCUCAUUCAAUUCCAAGGUUCAGAAGAGACUGGAAACCAUCAAGGCAGCUUUAAGGAUGAAAAUUGCUUUUGUUGAUGUAUACGGUGUCCUACAGAAAGCAGUAUCCCAUCCCAUGUUAUACGAUAUAAAGGAAACUGCGAAGGGGUGUUGCGGGACAGGAGUCAUAGAGUAUGGAGAAACAUGCAAGGGGUUAAGUACAUGUACUGAUCCAACAAAGUACGUGUUUUGGGAUGCCGUUCAUCCGACGGAGAAAAUGUACAAGAUCAUAGCAGAUGAGGCUGUUAAAUCGCUUAGCCAAGAACUCGCGAGCUAAUUUAUUGGGUCGACGUACGUACGUACAACAUCAUGUUGUGGCUGAAAUUUCUAUCUACUUUUAGCAAACUAGCUAGCUAUGCACGAAGAGUGUCAAAUUAAUUUGUAAGCGUGGUGAUAAUACGUCGGACUUUAAUUUUUUUUAACUUAAUUUCAUAUCCUAGAGUUCGACUCUUCGUCUGGA
Molecule: messenger RNA, 1370 nt
Organism: Carya illinoinensis
Lineage: Eukaryota; Viridiplantae; Streptophyta; Magnoliopsida; Fagales; Juglandaceae
Product: GDSL esterase/lipase At5g45950
Exons: 5
Coding region: 87-1187 (366 amino acids)
Molecular function (GO): hydrolase activity, acting on ester bonds
Source: RefSeq, a predicted model, not a curated record